Molecule: messenger RNA, 4593 nt
Organism: Salarias fasciatus (jewelled blenny)
Lineage: Eukaryota; Metazoa; Chordata; Actinopteri; Blenniiformes; Blenniidae
Gene: six5
Product: SIX homeobox 5
Biological process (GO): regulation of transcription by RNA polymerase II
Cellular component (GO): nucleus; transcription regulator complex
Molecular function (GO): RNA polymerase II cis-regulatory region sequence-specific DNA binding; DNA-binding transcription factor activity, RNA polymerase II-specific
Source: RefSeq, a predicted model, not a curated record
UUAAAGUAAAAAUGGCUUCCUUGUCUUUGGAGUCUACAGAACAAUCCGAGAACAGCUCAGAGGAGCCCACGCCAACCGAGCCCAAAGAGGAAGAGGACCCGGUCCUGGUUUCGGAACAAUUGCUCCAAAGUUUCCAGAAGUCGGCUCUGAGUUUCUCCACUGACCAAGUCGCGUGUCUGUGCGAGGCCCUCCUGCAGGCGGGCAAUGUGGAUCGCCUGUGGAGGUUUCUCUCCACCAUACCUCCUUCGUCCGAGCUGCUACGUGGCAACGAGACCCUGCUGAAGGCCCAGGCUCUGGUGGCUUUCAACCGGGAGGAAUUCAAGGAGCUGUACGCCAUCCUGGAGAGCCACGACUUCCACCCGUCUAACCAUGGGUUCCUGCAGGACCUGUACCUCAAAGCCCGCUACAAGGAGGCGGAGAGGUCCCGGGGCCGCAGCCUGGGCGCCGUGGACAAGUACCGGCUGAGGAAGAAGUUCCCCUUACCAAAGACCAUCUGGGACGGAGAGGAGACGGUGUACUGCUUCAAGGAGAAGUCCCGCAACGCGCUCAAGGAGUGCUACAAGAGCAACAGGUACCCGACCCCGGACGAGAAGAAGAACCUGGCCAAAGCCACCGGGCUGUCGCUCACGCAGGUCAGCAACUGGUUCAAGAACCGCAGGCAGAGGGACCGGACCCCGUCCGGGACGCACAGCAAAAGUGAGUCUGAUGGGAACCACAGCUCUGAGGACGAGGCCGGCGCGAUGAACGACGCCCUCGACAAAGCCGAGGAGGCCGCCGGCUCCACGCCCUCCAUCAUCUCCGUCUCUGCGGUCCCCUGCAGCACGGGAGGCCAGCUCAUCCUCAACGGCUCCGGCGGCUUCCUCACGGCCUCGCAGCCGCUCCUCCUCAAUGGGAAUUCCCUGAUCUCCGGCGCCGGAGGUGGGGUGAUAAUUAACGGGCUGAGCCUGGGCGAAUGCCAGACAGUUACGCUGAGUCCCGUUGCAACUAACUCUCCUUUAAUACUGAACGGAGCUCAAGUAAUUACCAAGUCUGCUAUUAACGUGCAUCAGCCGCAGCAGCAGGCCGUCUCUGUGGCGGAGCAGGAGGUUUUAUCCGUGGAGACCAAGCCUGGCGCUCUUCCCACGCCAGUCUCCAACCCGACGGCUGUAAUUUCUCUCCCUCUGCAGCAGAAGUCAGAGAGUCCCAGUGCAAUGGAUUUCAUUAGUGUCCACGAACCAGAUGGCAGCAAUCAGACAGCGUCUUCCUCGUCUUCGUCUCUGUCCCCCUCCUCGCCCACCAUGUCCUCCACAACCGGCCUCCCGUCGCUCGUCCUGGCACAGAACCCUCAGCGUCAGGACUCCCUCAGCCUCGCGGCCUCUGGGUCGUCUUCUGGCGUCUCCAUCUCUUCUACGUCUGCCGGGUCUUUCUCCAGUCAGCAGGAGGAGUAUGUUGUUUAUGCCACCGCUGGCUCCCAGUUAAACCCUCCCAGCUCUGUGGUUUCCUCCAGCAAGUCCAGCCCUCAGAUCAUCUCUCUGCCCCAAGUCGUGCCUUCCAUCCAGGGUAAACCGGUGUCCCACCUGGUCCACCCCUCCUCAGGGGCCCAGUGUCCCCAGCUGGUCCCGGUGUCUCCGCUCACGUCUCCCGCCCCGCAGCUCCAAACCCCGCAGAUUCUGAACGCAGGCGGCCGACUCGCGCAGCAGGACGCCCUGCCGACCGCGUCUGAAUGCGCCGCCACCAUUGUUUCCAUCUCGCAGCUCAACGGUCAGCUCCCUCAGCAGAUGCUGCCACAGCUGGGGGAGCAGACCUCAAACUGUCCACCCAGCAAAAUCCACAACCCGCAGGUCAUUUCCAUCUCCCCCCCGACGCAAGUCGUCCCCGUCCCACAGGCCAAAGGCGGCGCGUCGUCACAGCUAGUCCCCCUCUCCGUGCCUCAGCUGGUCCCGGUCUCCUCCAUCCAGACGUCCACCCCCAUCUCCUUCCCCCAGGUGGUUCCUGCCAGCUCUUCUCUUUCCAUCCCCUCGGCCGGGUUGCCCUUACAGAUCCUGACCUCGGCUCCUGCGGCCGGCGGGGUCACGCAGGGUCCUCUCAGGAUAAACCAGCUGAGGCCCAUUCAGAGUGUGGGCCCCCCGACCAGCGUGGCCCCCGCGGUCCAGCUGCUAAACUCUGGGAUCAUUCAGCUGCCCUCUGCUCCUCCAGGGAACCUCCUGCUCGGUGGAAGCCCCUACCUGAGCGUCCAGCAGGGGAAGCUGAUCCUGACCAUCCCGGCGGGCAUUCAGCUCACCAGCGUUCCCCUCAAGCCGGACUCCGAAACCCUGCCCAUCUCUACAAACGGACUGAAUCCCAUCCUCAACCCCUCCGCCGCCCCCGUCGCCUCCCAGCCUCCUGCCGCCUCUUGCCCGACGCCCGGCGUCCUCAUGUCCCCCCCCCUGAACUUCAUCAACUCGUCGCCGCCGUACUGUGCCCCGGAGACGGCGAUCACGAGCGUCCAGACGCCCGCCGCGCCGUCCUCUCACACGCUGGAGCACUCGAUCGCCCCCACCACGCCCAGCACGCUCACCCCGGAGAGCAUGCUCGCCCUCAGCCCCAUGUACAGCGGCAUGCCGCCCAGCAUCCACCUGUCCCAGCCGGCGUGGAGCCCGGCGCCGCUCCCCACCCCCGCCGGCCUGACUCUGUUUGACGUGCGCGGUAAGGGGGACCUGCCCGUGGACCCGGCCUUGCUGGGCCUGCCCGGGGGAGAGUCGCUGCUCCUGGGAAGCCCGUCUCCGGAGCGGGACGUGGAGGCCGGCUCGCCGCUGGGGAAUCCGGAGGAGAUGGAUGGAGACGCCAAGAUCCUCACCCAGCUGCAGUCCGUCCCCGUGGACGAGGAGCUGGGCUUAUAGUCCGUUCACGGCAGCUCCACGUCUCUUUAAACAAAAGCAGUCAAACUGAGACGACAUGGUAAUGAAGAUUUUAACUCCUCCACAACCUUCCAAGUUUUUUCAGUUUUCUGUUUCAUGAUAUGAGGGAAGUUUCACCCAGUGGUUCAUUUCCACUUUGGUCUUCAGGCUUUGACUGAAAGCUUUUCCUAAAAUCUUUCAACUAACACAAAUUAAUCUGCUUUGACCCACAUUGGUUGGUUUUACAAGACUGAAAUGCUGAAGCGAUCACCGCUUCGGCUGUUCUUAGGUAGUUUUUGCAGUUUUAUGGACAGCAGACAAACUGUGUUUAGGGUUCAUCUGCAAAUAUUGGAAUAAGCCGGUUUAUGACUUCACGUUGGUUCUCUCCACAGACAGAAGCACAGUUUUAGCUGUGAGGGCUACUCAGCAGUAUUUUCAUGCAAUAAGUUACUGAAGUUUGGGUUAAAACGUGAAGCUUGACUGUAUUCUCCACAGUAAAUUGCAGGGAUGAAUGAUUCAUUGAUGCCCUCCCUGUCUGCUCAUAGGUUUGUCAAGGUACUCUGGUUUUCUCCCGCUCCCGAUCCAUGUACUUGUGGUUAUCUGGUGACCUUACAUUGACUGUAGGUCAUGAACGUGACCAUCUGUUGACACUCAUUGUGAUACUAAGUGAAACUUGUUGACAACCUGGAUAUUUUCUCACUUCUCUUAGUGUCUCCAACUAACUGUAGCAGCCCGGUGAGAGACGGACUCAAGAAAGAACAAAACAGGAAGCGAAAGGGUUAAAACUCUAUGCAAUACAUGUGUAGUUCUUCAUAGUUCAUAGGACACUAUGCCGCACAAUGGCUGAGAAACAAAGCCAGUACACUUGGGAGUUUAAAAAACAAAAAAAAAAAAAAAAAAAAAAAGCUUUGAGAGAGCUGAGCUGGGCUCUUAAAUGAAGCAUGGCACUUCAUCACACUAACAUGAACUAACUUUCUCUCUGAACCCACUAAACCAGAUUUCCUCUCAAAAGCAUCCAAAGCUUCAGUACGUUGAUGCUGAUAAGUGCCUUAUUGUUGUUUUUUAUAAUGUUCUUUUUCCUUUGUACUUCUGUUAUGAUUGUUUCGUACCUUACCAAAUAUCUGGAUUCACUUUUCCUUUUUUUUGUUUUUUUUUUUGUUUUUUUUUUUUAGCCACUUGUCUGAACCAGUGUGAUCAGUUAAACAAUGUGAUGAGUUUGGUUUGAGAAUUAUAGCUCCAUGUCUCUUUUUUUUGUUUGUUUUUGUAUAUUUUGCACAUUUCAUUCACACAAUGUUUACGCUAUGCGGCCGUGUGGUUAUGACAGCGGUCUGGCUGACUCUGCAAACAAACAAACAAAAAAAAAAACAAAACUCAAAACUCUUUCUGAACUGGACUUUAAGAUACACCAUUGGAAAAUAGGAUGCUGAUAUUUGAAAUCUGUGAUCUGAUUUCACGUUAAGAAUGAACUCUUACAAGCAUUCUGUCACAAUACAGGUAGUGAUUGAUCCUUUGGCCAAUUAUGGUACACGAAAAUACACUUCAGCGUCUCAUGUAGUUACAGAAACAGCCUGUGUGUAUCUUUUUUUUUUUGUCAUUAGUAUUGUUUGUCUCUUUUGUACAUUUAAUCUAUUUAAAGCAUGUAUCAAUCAGUUUCUUGUUUUGCAAAAAAAAAACAAAAACUUUGAAGUCAAGAAAACCGAUAGGAAAUGAUAUUCAUUUUCACAAGGAAGGUCACGUU